Paraglomus brasilianum is the source of this 536-nucleotide messenger RNA. Lineage: Eukaryota; Fungi; Glomeromycota; Glomeromycetes; Paraglomerales; Paraglomeraceae. The record is from the annotation of a GenBank genome assembly.
AUGAGUAACUCUACCUUUCCUACUUUCAAUGUAUCUUCGUCUGAAACAGACAUGGACGAUAGUCGAGAUUUGGAGACAAAUCAAUGUAAUGGUGCAGGAAUGCGGAGAGCAAGACCUUUACAACAUGUUUUUCCUUCCUUACAGAAACAACAACACCAUCUAUUCCGUAGAUCGGCAUCGACACAUGAUCAAAACGCUCGGGUCCAUGAAGAUAAUAAACACAGUGUGGGACGCUUUAGCUUACCUGUAUACGAAACAUCUGACUCAGAUCAUAAAUUGGAUAAACAUCUUACAACCUACAGAUCAAUGUUACAUGGUCCCGGCAACAAUGAACGUUUCUUGGAAAACCAAAACCACUCACAAAAAAAUAAUCGCGGUGUAGUUCGGAGCAUCGAUCGCGGGAAAACGCCAACCCAGAAAACAUAUGAUCAUAUCUCGACAAAUGUGCAAUCUGACCAAUUUUCCUCUACAUAUUCUCCCUCGAAAUCAGAACCAGAAAGUGAUGCCAAGGGAAGAGCGUUGGGAUCAUGGCAAUU